This is a messenger RNA of Aphidius gifuensis, 5271 nucleotides long. RefSeq names its product ATP-binding cassette sub-family C member 4-like. Bases 733 to 4908 code for a protein of 1391 amino acids. The record is from RefSeq and is a predicted model, not a curated record. The transcript is spliced from 5 exons. NCBI's taxonomy places the organism in Eukaryota, Metazoa, Arthropoda, Insecta, Hymenoptera, Braconidae. Gene Ontology annotation, cellular component: membrane. Gene Ontology annotation, molecular function: ABC-type transporter activity; ATP binding; ATP hydrolysis activity. Gene Ontology annotation, biological process: transmembrane transport.
UUUAUUUAGACUAAAAAAAGUAAGCUGUUAAUUUAUUCGACUCCAAAAAUUCCAUGACAGAUUAAAAAAAAAAAGAAAUGUUUUAUCUAAAAUAAAGAGAUGAAUUAUUUAAAUUUAAAGUGAUAAAUUUUUCUCACUUGUUGAUGAACAAGGUAGGAAUUAAGCAUCACGUGACAAGCGUAACGCAUCCAUCAAGCAACUACACACAGUGUUACAUACAGCUGUAAAAUCAUACAGUUUGCCAAGUUAAUCCACCGGAUCUACCGAGUCAGUAGUCGUGGAUACGUUGAAUAAACGAGUUGUAUUAAUUUCAAGUUUUAAGUGAUUUUAUUGGGUAAAUAAUUUAAUUUUUAAAAAUCAAAGUAUCAACAUUACCACGUGUUAUAAAUAACCAAACAAUAACGAGACUUAAAAUUCAGCAUAAAAGUCAUUUAAAUUACUUGAAAAUAUAUUUUAUGUUCAUCUAAAUAUUCAACAAUUUUAGCUGUCUGAAUUAUUACGAAACAAAAGAUUUUAAUAAUUUUCUACGACAUUAAACAUGAUGAAAAUAAUGUACUCAAGAAAAAUAAAAUAAAUAAAACUUACGAUUGGAAUUACUUGAGUCACAUAUAUGAUAACAAGUGUUUUUAUAUUAUUUCAAUUUAAAUUAUUGUUUCAAGACAAGUGAAUGAAGCAACACUGAUACGAGAAUAAUAUUAUUUUAAAAAUAUAUUCUAUGUUUAUAAUUAUAAAAUGGAUGCAAACAAGCCAAAAGAACGACCAAAUCCACGAGAAAAAACAAAUUGGCUAUCAAUAUUACUAUGGACAUGGACAAUAAAAUUUUUUAAAACUGGCUAUAGUAAAAUUCUUGAAACUGGAGAUUUAUUUGAUCCUCUGAGUAAUGAUAAAUCUGACGUACUUGGUGAUAGAUUAGAAAAACAAUGGUUUAAAGAGCUUGAUAAUGCUAAAAAAUAUAAACGUCGACCAAAUUUUCUUCGAACAAUAUUUCGUUGUUUUUUUCGUGAAUAUUUUUGGCUUGGUGUACUUCAAACAUUUAAUGAAUUAUUUUUACGUCUUGGUACACCAAUUCUUCUUGGUGGUUUACUUCGUUAUUUUCGUGAAGAAGGUGGAGUUGUAUUUAAUGAAGCACUAAUGUAUGCUGGUGGUAUUUGUCUUGCAACUGGAAUAAAUGCAAUAACAAUAAAUCAUACAAUAUUUAAUGCAUUUCAUGUUGGUGGAAAAAUUCGUAUUGCUGUAUGUUCAGUUGUAUAUCGUAAAGCAUUACGUUUAAGUACAACAGCACUUGGUGAAACAGCACCAGGUAAAAUAGUUAAUCUUGUUGCAAAUGAUGUUAAUCGUUUUGAUCUUGUAUCAAUAUUUUUUCAUCAUAUGUGGCUUGCACCAUUAUUAACAAUAAUUAUUGGUGUUAUAUUAUGGAUGGAAGCUGGUAUUGCUGGUAUAUUUGGUAUUGCUGCAAUAUUUGUUAUUGUACCAAUACAAUCAUAUACUGGUAAAUUAUCAUCAAAAUUUCGUUUACAAACAGCUAUUAAAACAGAUGAACGUGUACGUUUAAUGGAUGAAAUAAUAUCUGGUGUACAAGUUAUUAAAAUGUAUGCAUGGGAAAAACCAUUUUGUGCAUUAGUUGAAUUAGCAAGACGUCUUGAAUUAAAAGUUGUUAGAAAAAGUUCAUGGAUACGUGGUAUAUUUAUGACAUUUAAUUUAUUUACAACAAGAAUUGCAUUGUAUUGUACAAUUGUUGGUAUGAUAUUUUUUGGACCACCAUUAAGUGCUGAAAAAGUAUUUGUAUUUUCAGCAUUUUUUGGUGUACUUGCACAUAAUAUGUCAGCAAUGUUUGUACGUGGUGUUGCUGAAAUUGCUGAAUGUAUUGUUGCUGUUAGAAGAUUACAAAAUUUAUUGUUAUUUGAUGAAUUUGAAUCAGGACAUAAUCGUACUGUUACUAAAAUUGAUAAUUCAUUUAAUGAUUCAAGGAGAAUAUCAAGACCAGAUUUACCAUAUAUUGAUGAUGAUAAUAAUACUACAAAUACAAAACAAAAUGGUCUUGCACUUGUUGCUAGUGAUUUAGUUAAAAGUACAGCAAAUGUUGCUGAAAAUCAACGUAGAGCAUCAUUAAAAAAUAAAAAAGAUUAUGCUAUUAAAUUAACUGAUAUUACAGCAAAAUGGGAAGAUAGUAGUGUUGAUAAUACAUUGCAAGAUAUUGAUAUUGAAUUUGAACGUGGUAAAUUAUAUGUUAUUAUUGGUGCUGUUGGAGCUGGUAAAAGUUCAUUGAUAUCAGCAAUACUAGGUGAAAUGUCAUUGGCUGAAGGACAUGUUAAUAUUAAAGGUGGUUUAAGUUAUGCAGCACAAGAAGCAUGGGUAUUUGGUUCAAGUGUACGACAAAAUAUUAUAUUUGGUCAGCCAUAUGAACGACAACGUUAUCAAAAAGUUGUUAAAGUAUGUGCUUUAUUAUCGGAUUUUAAACAAUUUCCACAAGGUGAUCAAACAAUUGUUGGUGAACGUGGAAGUUCAUUAUCUGGUGGACAAAAAGCAAGAAUUAAUUUAGCAAGAGCAGUAUAUAGAAAUACUGAUAUUUAUGUAUUUGAUGAUCCAUUGAGUGCUGUUGAUACACAUGUUGGUAAGCAUUUAUUUGAAGAAUGCAUUGAAAGAUAUUUAGCUGGAAAAACAAGAAUUUUAGCAACACAUCAACUUCAAUAUAUUAAAAAUGUCGAUGGUAUAUUAUUAUUAGAGCAUGGUAAAUUAAAAAAAUUUGAUAGUUAUCUUGAAUUAUUAUCAAAUUGUCCAGAAUAUUCAACUCUAUUGACAUCUGAUACAACAAGUGAAACUGGUGAUGAAUCAUCAUCACAUGAAAGAUCAAUAAUACGACGACAAUCAUCAUCAACAAGUCACAGAAGUCGUACACCAUCAGUUGGUGGUGGUGGUGGUGAUACUGAUGCUGAAGAUGAUGAUGAUGAUUAUACAAAUAUUGAUAAUAUCGAGGGUACAACUAAGGGUCUUAUAAAAGGAAUUUAUGUAAAAUAUUUUCAGGCUGGUGGCAAUUGGUUUAUGAUAUUAACAGUUGGACUAUUAUUUAUACUUAGUCAAUGUGCUGUUACACUUAAUGAUUAUUAUUUUCCUCUGCUAGUUAAUUCUGAAGAAAAACGUUAUAAUCAAUAUAUCAAAGAUAAAACAAAUUCAACAUAUACAAUUUCAUCAAAUACAACAACAAAUAUUGAAUUUGAUCAUGAACCUGCACUUAAAUGGGUUUAUGUUUAUACUGGUAUUGUUUCAUCAAUAUUUGUCAUUGGUAUUACAAGAUCAUUUAUGUUUUAUUCAUUGUCAAUUGGUGCAAGUCAACGUCUUCAUGAUUUAGCAUUUGGUGCAUUAAUUAGAACUGGAAUGAGAUUUUUUGAUACAAAUCCAAGUGGUCGUGUAUUAAAUAGAUUUUCAAAAGAUAUGGGUGCUAUUGAUGAGCUAUUACCAAAAUCAAUAUUAGAUGCAUCACAAAUAACAAUGAUGAUGAUUGGUUCAUUAGUUAUUGUUUGUAUUGUUAAUUAUUUAUUUUUAAUACCAUUGGGAAUUAUAUUUUUUGUAUUUUAUUGGAUAAGAAAAGUUUAUUUAAGAACAAGUAAAAAUGUUAAACGUUUAGAGGGAAUGUUAAGAUCACCAGUAUUUACACAUUUAAAUGCAACAUUACUUGGUUUAUCAACAAUACGUGCAUAUGGAGCACAAAAAAUACUUAAAGCUGAAUUUGAUAGAUUUCAAGAUCAACAUAGUUCAUCAUGGUAUAUGUUUAUAGCAACAAGUACAGCAUUUGGUUUUUCACUUGAUAUAUUUUGUUUUAUGUUUACAACAAUUGUUACAUUUGGUUUAUUAAUACUUGCUGGAUCAACUGGUUCACAAGUUGGUCUUGCAAUAUCAACAGUUAUGUCAAUGACAGGAAUGGUACAAUGGGGUAUGAGACAAAGUGCUGAAGUUGAUAAUCAAAUGAUGUCAGUUGAACGUGUAUUGGAAUAUACAUUAUUACCACCAGAGGAUAAUCUUUGUGACAAAGGAAUUAAUGGAAAAAAAAAAUCUAAAAAAUUAAAAGAAUCAUUAUCAUACAAUAAAUCACCAGUACCAGCACCUGAAAAUUGGCCAAAUGAAGGAUUAAUUAAAUUUUCACGUGUUUAUAUGAGAUAUGCUGAUGAUGAAUUACCAGUUUUAAAAGGACUUGAUCUUAUUAUAAGACCACGUGAAAAAGUUGGUAUUGUUGGUCGUACUGGUGCUGGUAAAUCAUCACUUAUAUCAGCAUUAUUUAGACUUGCUAAAGUUGAUGGAAUAAUUGAAAUUGAUGGUAUUAAUACUGGAUCAAUAUGUCUUGAAGAUUUACGAAGAAAUAUAUCAAUAAUACCACAAGAUCCAGUAUUAUUUUCUGGUACAUUAAGAAGAAAUUUAGAUCCAUUUAAUGAAUUUCAGGAUAAUGCAUUAUGGUCUGUACUUGAAGAAGUUGAACUUAAAGAUGCUGUUACAAAUGGUGUACAUGGUCUUGAAAGUAGAGUAUUUGAUAGAGGAACAAAUUAUAGUGCUGGACAAAGACAACUUGUUUGUCUUGCUAGGGCAAUAUUAAAAAAUAAUAAAGUACUUAUGUUGGAUGAAGCAACAGCUAAUGUUGAUCCACAAACAGAUGCACUUAUACAAAGAACAAUUAGAACUAAAUUUGCUGAUUGUACUGUACUUACUGUUGCUCACAGAUUAAAUACAAUUAUGGACAGUGAUAAAGUUCUUGUUAUGGAUAAUGGAAGAAUGGCGGAGUUUGAUCAUCCUUAUAUACUUUUACAAAAUAAUACUGGUCAAUUUACAUCACUUGUCAAAGAAACUGGACGUUCAAUGACUGACCAAUUACUCAGGGUUGCCAAAGAAGCUUAUCAUAAUCGUUAUGGCGAAAGAUUGUAGACACAUUGAGCUUUACUUAUUUAAAUAAUAAUUAUAAUAAUAAUAUUAAUAAAGAUUAUUGAGGAUACUUAUUUUUAGAAAAUGUUAAACUACAAGACAUCAAGGUUUUGUAUUUUAUAAAAAAAAAAAAAAAAAUAUUGAAUAAUUAUACAGUUUUAUUAUGUAUAUAAAUAAAUAUUUUUUAUCAGUGAUAAAUUCCAUUUUGCUGCCAGUAACUUAAUUGGAUAUUCCAUUGAUGAAAAUAUAUUUAAUAAUUUAAUUUUAUAUCAUUUUUAAAAUACUUAUUUUCAUAAUGAAAAUUUAAAUGAAAAAAUGUAAAACAAAUUUAUUGUAAAUAAUAAUAAAAAUAAGUAUUAAAAUUAU